This is a messenger RNA of Camellia sinensis, 1594 nucleotides long. RefSeq names its product pyruvate, phosphate dikinase regulatory protein 1, chloroplastic. The record is from RefSeq and is a predicted model, not a curated record. Gene Ontology annotation, molecular function: transferase activity, transferring phosphorus-containing groups; ATP binding. NCBI's taxonomy places the organism in Eukaryota, Viridiplantae, Streptophyta, Magnoliopsida, Ericales, Theaceae.
AAUUUCCAUUUCGGUGGCAAUUUCUAGGAUCAAAAUUUUCCGACUAAUCAAACAGUUACAGAAAGCCAAGAAAAUAUUUUUUCGACAUGUUUGCUUCUACAACCUUAAGCCUGUCCAACCACCUUACCACGCCGGCCUCGGCCAUACCCGAACCUAAGCCCAAACCUACACAACCCUCCUCUCUCUCUACCCAAACCAACGAAGCCACCUCCGAACCUGAGUCCGAACCACAGCUCCGGAAGCUCAAGGGCAGCCCCAACUGACCCGCUGGUCCAGGUCUCGAGCCACACGAUCCACCCGGAAAUUGGACCGCCAGGUCCACCGUACAGGCACCGCAGUGGAGGUGAACCGGUCGGUUAACUGGGAGGAGAGAGAAUUGCCGGAAUCUUCUCCGGCAGCCGUGGGCGGCGGAGAGGAGGAGGCGGAGGUGGUGGGGGCGAAGGCGAUAUAUAUGGUGUCUGACGGCACUGGGUGGACGGCGGAGCACUCUGUGCAAGCGGCGCUAGGGCAGUUCGAUCAUUGCUUGGUGGAUAGGGCUUGUCCUGUAAAUACCCACUUGUUCUCAGGGAUUCAUGAUGUAGAGCAACUAAUGGAGAUUGUAAAGCAAGCAGCUAGAGAAGGUGCAAUGCUGGCGUAUACUCUAGCUGACCCUUCCAUGGCUCAAUCUGCCAAACAAGCCUGCAAGAUAUGGGGUAUACCAUCAACUGAUAUACUGGGCCCAAUUACCGAGGCAAUUGCUACUCAUCUAGGUGUUUCGCCUUCUGGCCUCCCUCGUGGAGCUCCGGGCCGGACUUCCCAUCUUACAGAAGAAUAUUUCCGACGGAUUGAAGCUAUUGAAUUUACCAUCAAGCAAGAUGAUGGGGCCUUACCUCAAAACCUCCACAAGGCGGACUUCAUUCUUGCUGGUGUCUCUCGUACUGGAAAAACACCACUAUCAACUUAUUUGGCUCACAAAGGAUACAAAGUGGCAAAUAUCCCAAUUGUAAUGGGUGUUCAGGUGCCGAAGACUCUUUUUGAAGUAGAUCAGGAAAAGGUUUUUGGUUUGACUACAAAUGCUGUUAUACUCCAAACAAUUAGAAGAGCUCGAGCAAAGAGAUUGGGCUUCAGCGAUGAAGUGCGGAGUAACUAUUCGGAGAUGGACUAUGUGAGAGAGGAAUUGGAAUAUGCUGGCAGGAUUUUCGCGCAGAAUCCUAUUUGGCCUGUGAUUGAGGUCACUGGAAAGGCGAUUGAAGAGACAGCAGCAGUUAUGUUGAGGCUUUACAAUGAUCCGAAGACCAAAUGUGUGAUGCCAAGAAUCUCAAAGCGCUAUUAGAAAUGGUAAGUUUCUUUUUUCUCAAGCAUUCUUGGAUGGGAUGCUAAUACUGAAGAAAGAGAGCAAAUAUCUCAACUCUAUGAAUAAGAUAGUUGUGAGACUGGUUUUAGCUGCAGAUACUUGUAACGAAGUUUUGAGUAUUUAAUUAAGUUGAGAGAACUUUUGUUAGCCUAUUGAACUAGUGUUGCUGUGAUUCUACUGCUUGAUUUGUAUUUCUCACAUGUGGAGUGGUGGGAUUUAACAAUAUUUGAUUGAAUGGGCACUUUAAAAUUGAAUUUGAUA